Molecule: messenger RNA, 3107 nt
Organism: Dryobates pubescens (Downy woodpecker)
Lineage: Eukaryota; Metazoa; Chordata; Aves; Piciformes; Picidae
Gene: DHDDS
Product: dehydrodolichyl diphosphate synthase subunit
Exons: 8
Coding region: 425-1426 (333 amino acids)
Biological process (GO): polyprenol biosynthetic process
Cellular component (GO): endoplasmic reticulum; dehydrodolichyl diphosphate synthase complex
Molecular function (GO): ditrans,polycis-polyprenyl diphosphate synthase [(2E,6E)-farnesyl diphosphate specific] activity
Source: RefSeq, a predicted model, not a curated record
AGGUGGUGGUGGAGAUGAUUGCUUCAUUUGAAGGGUUUCCAAGAGCUCCAACACAAGAACAGUGAAGGGCAGUUCGUGCUGCUGCCACCUUGGGGCUCACCUGGUGGGAGCCCACCUGUGGGUCUGUGCUCCCACAGCAGCCAGUCUGGCUGGAAAGCACAGCAGAGGUUUUCCUUGCUACCAGCUGGGGCAGAACCCAACUCUGCUGACACACAGCUGGAAAAUUCCAGAGCUGGUUUCUCAGCUUCCCUGGUGUCUGCAUAUCACAGGUGAUUAAAAAGGGCUCCAGAGCAGCUACUCAAAGCCUCCUUUCCCCAAGCUGAUGGUUUGGUGGUGUUGCUUUGGGUUUGGACAGAACCUCCUGUACCUCUAACCCCUUUAUUUUCAUCCUUCUGUUGCAAAAGAAAAGGAGCUGUGGGGAGAGAUGUCGUGGAUCAGAGAGGGCGAGCUGACCAUCCUAGAGAGGUUUUGUGCCAACAUCAUUAAGGCAGGCCCGAUGCCCAAGCACGUUGCCUUCAUCAUGGAUGGCAACCGCCGCUACGCCCAGAAGUGCCACGUGGAGAGGCAGCAGGGGCACUCCCAGGGCUUUGAUAAGCUGGCACAGACACUCAGGUGGUGUCUGAACCUGGGCAUCAGGGAGGUCACUGUCUAUGCCUUCAGCAUUGAGAACUUCAAACGUUCCCAGGAGGAGGUGGACGGGCUGAUGGAUCUGGCCAGGCAGAAGUUCAGCCGCCUGCUGGAGGAGCAGGAGAACCUGAAGAAGCAUGGAGUGUGCAUCCGUGUCCUCGGGGACCUGCCCCUGCUGCCCCUGGACAUCCAGGAGCUGAUUGCCCAAGCUGUGCUGGCCACUAGGAACUACAACAAAUGCUUUCUGAAUGUCUGCUUUGCUUACACCUCGAGACACGAGAUCAGCAACGCCGUCAGGGAGAUGGCCUGGGGGGUGGAGCAAGGCCUGCUGGAACCCAGUGACGUGUCAGAAGCGCUGCUGGAUCAGUGUCUGUACACCAGCAACUCCCCUGACCCUGACCUGCUGAUCAGGACCUCUGGAGAGGUUCGCCUGAGUGAUUUCUUGCUCUGGCAGACAUCCCACUCCUGCCUGGUGUUUCAGUCAGUCUUGUGGCCAGAAUACUCCUUUUGGAACUUGUGUGAGGCUAUCCUUCGGUUCCAGAUGAACUACAGUGCCCUGCAGAAGGCCAGAGACUCCUACAUGGAGGAGAGGAGGCGGCAGCAGAUGGAAAGGGAUCAGGCCUACGUGGCACAGAAGCUGCAGCAGGAAGGGCUGGCGUCCCACGGAGACUCUCAGCGCUGCCGGACGCUGCUGCAGAAGUGCAGAGCCAUGAGGGAGCAGAGGAUCCAGGGCUUCCUGCAGGCUCUGGAGCACAAGAGAGUGGACUUCUUCGAGAGGUUGUGUCCAGUGUCUGCGUGACACAGGUGCUGGGUGGCUCCUGGGAAGACAGGGACCAGCUGCUGCCCAGAGCGGUUCCCUCGGGGUGGCGCCCCUGUGGGUGUCCCCAGGGCCCCUGUGGGUGUCCCCAGGGCCGCUGUGGGUGUCCCCAGGGCAGGAGCAGAGCACUGUGACCCUCCCCAGGGCUGUGGGUGCUGCUGGGCAGGGUGAUGCCGUCCUGUCUUACCUCCCUGCCCCCGUGAUGGAGAAGGCACACAGCCCACCACAGCUCUGCUGCUUGGCCCGCCACAGCCCUGCCUGUUUGGACUAAAAUGAGCCCCCAGUUCUGUCUGACUCCUCGUGAGCUGGCCCAGACAAACCAGUUCAGCCCUGUUAAAUCAGACUGGGCUGGGAUUCUGUCCAUGGCUUCACAGCAGUGGAUCUCCUGCUGAGAUUUUUCUCUGCUACCCCUGAAGUGGAGCCUUGCUUUCUGUAGGCAGAGGAUUAUUGCUGCUGUGGAAGGCAGCCCUGUGCCAAGCAGGGGCAGAGAGAUUCCCCACACCAGAAUGGCAUCUUGUCUUCUCCCUGCCUGGCUCUGUUGGCUUUCAUCUGUCUGCUCUUGGCUCCCCAGGAGCUAAAGCAAGGUGUUGGCAGCCUGGCUGGCAAGAGAACAAAGAUCCUCCAGAGCUUCCCCAGCCCUGCAACCCCUCCUGAGCAGUGCACGUGGGGGAAAACCCUCAAAUGCUGGUGUUGGAACAAACUGUGCCCAGGAAAGGCUCUGAGCAGGCAAGGAGAAAGGAUUGGUUGGGAAUUAGCUUCGUGGUUUAAAAAGGAAAAAGAAAUGAGCUCAACCUAGGUGAUGGACAGGGUAAGCUGAAUCCCUGUGAGCCCUGAGAGCCAUGACUUAACAUCCUGUUUCCAGGGAACGGGGGGAGCCCAGAUGAGGAAUACAGUAGCCAAACCCAACCUGUGAGCCCAGCCAAGAGGGUUUAGAAAAGCCCUUGAGCUGCCUGUGCUGGGAGUGGCUGCAGCAGCUGUGGGGUGUUGUUUGUUCUCACUUUUCCAUCAGGCAGGGAGGGAGGACUAAGCCCAAUUCCAAGAUUGUUUCCGUCCCCGUGGUCAAAAUCAGAGGAGAUGUCUGGAUUCUUGUUUCUGAUGCACACAGAGGUGCAGCAGGGGCAGCUUUGGCUGCUGCUAGAGGGUUCCUGUUUCCCUCCAGGUGAAAACUAUAGAAAACAGACUUGGGAAGUGCUUCACACUCAGCUCUUUGAAUGUGAUGGUGAGGAGGAGAACUCCACUGUCAAAUGGUGAAUAAAGCAUGCUGGUAGCAAAGUCACUUGGGAAAACCAGAGAACCAUUUGAAAAUGCAGAGAGAUUCUUGUUCUCAAGGUGUGGUGAAGUUGGCUUCCAGAUCUGCUAUCCCAUCCUUCAGCCUCUGCCAGACUCUCCCAAUUGCUUCCAUCCAACAGGAAGCAGAGGGGAGGGCUGUGUGCUUUGCUUUUUUGCAGUCUAGUGUGAGCUGUUUGCUGCCUCCAGGCUUGGCUGAACCAAGACUCCAUGCAUGUCCCUCCUCUUAGGAAGUAGCUUGGAUAAGGUCAUGCCAAGGGGCUGGGAGUUACUCAUUUUGCUGCAUUUUCUUUUCUUGGGCCUCACAUUUCAGGAAGCUGCCUGUGGAAAUAGCUUAUUCUCCAUGCAUCACAGAAUGGUAGGGGUUGGAAGGGAC